Candoia aspera is the source of this 4140-nucleotide messenger RNA. It is a transcript of the gene USP20, whose product is annotated as ubiquitin specific peptidase 20. Gene Ontology annotation, biological process: protein deubiquitination. Gene Ontology annotation, cellular component: cytoplasm. Gene Ontology annotation, molecular function: zinc ion binding; cysteine-type deubiquitinase activity. Lineage: Eukaryota; Metazoa; Chordata; Lepidosauria; Squamata; Candoiidae. The transcript is spliced from 26 exons. The record is from RefSeq and is a predicted model, not a curated record. Bases 171 to 2897 code for a protein of 908 amino acids.
GCCGCCUGCCCGCCCUCCCGACGCUACCGCCGCCCGCUUCUCCCGAGUAGCGCGUCGCCCUCCGAGGCGGCCACGGCCGGCACGGAUGGUGGACUGAGCUGGCCUCGAAAAAAAGCCAAUUCUUUGGCCAGGCUCCUUCUCCACUCUCUUCAGGUGUGCCCAGGUACAAAAUGGGUGACCUCAGAGACACGUGUCCUCACCUGGAUUCCAUAGGUGAGGUCACCAAGGAGGACAUGCUUUUCAAGUCCAAAGGAACAUGCCAGUCUUGUGGUGCGGGAGGACCGAAUCUGUGGGCCUGCCUUCAGGGCGGCUGCCACUACGUGGGUUGUGGGGAAUCCUUCGCCGAUCACAGCACCCUGCACGCCCAGGCCAAAAAGCACAAUCUGACGGUGAACCUGACCACGUUUCGGGUGUGGUGCUACGCCUGCGAGAAGGAGGUGUUCUUGGACCCCAGCCCGUCUUCCCGUCCUGCCACUCUGCCGCCCAAGUUUAUGGAACAGGAUUUGCCCCCGCCUGUCCAUCCGCUAAAAGCUGUUCCAAUUGCCGUCGCCGACGAAGGGGAAUCUGAAUCAGAAGAUGACGACCUCAAACCGAGAGGUCUUACUGGAAUGAAAAACCUUGGGAAUUCGUGUUACAUGAAUGCUGCACUUCAGGCUCUCUCAAACUGCCCCCCACUCACACAGUUCUUCCUGGAAUGUGGAGGACUCGUGCGAACAGACAAGAAGCCGGCACUCUGCAAAAGUUACCAGAAGCUGAUCUCCGAAGUCUGGCACAAAAAGCGCCCGAGCUACGUCGUCCCGAGCAGCCUGUUUCAUAGCAUCAAGCUGAUCAACCCCAUGUUCCGGGGCUAUGCACAACAGGACACACAGGAAUUUCUGCGGUGCCUGAUGGACCAACUCCACGAAGAGCUGAAGGAGCCGGCGAUGGCCGAAAUGCGGGACUCUGACGCAAGUGACACAGACGACAAGAGGGAGGGGGACCGCAGCCCCUCGGAGGACGAGUUCCUCUCCUGCGACUCGAGCAGCGACCGCGGGGAAGGGGACGGGCAGAGCAAAGCCGGGGGCGUGUUGGGCGAGGCGGAGCGGCUGAUCCCGGACGAGGCGGGCCGGAGCAUCUCGGAGAAGGAGCGGAUGAAGGAUCGGAAGUUCGCUUGCCACCGGCGGCGGAGCAACUCCGAGCAAGUAGACGAGGAUGCGGACGUCGACACCUCGGUGAUGGCGGGGGAGGGCGUGGCGUCUCCGGAAGGGCUCCUGCCUCCCCCUCCUCGCCCAGCCAGCCCUGCGAGGACCCCAGAACCAGAUAACGAUGCCUACCCGCGUUGUUCUUCACGGCCCUGCAGCCCCGUCCACCACGAAAUGUACGCCAAGCUGUCAAAUCCUCCGCAUUCCAGCCCCGUGAGGCUGGGACCCUCCUACGUGCUGAAGAAAGCUCAGCUACUAGCUGCUGGAAAAAAGAAGAAAGAGUUGCGCUACCGUAGUGUCAUCUCUGACAUCUUUGACGGCUCCAUCCUCAGCCUCGUGCAAUGCCUCACCUGUGACCGAGUUUCCACCACUGUGGAGACCUUCCAAGAUCUGUCGCUGCCUAUCCCCGGUAAAGAAGACUUGGCUAAACUGCAUUCAGCCAUCUACCAAAACGUGCCAGUCAAGACAGGGGCAUGUGGGGACAACUACACCGCUUCGCAGGGCUGGAUUGCCUUCAUCAUGGAGUACAUCCGCAGGUUUGUGGUGUCCUGCAUCCCCAGCUGGUUUUGGGGCCCUGUUGUUACCCUGGAAGACUGCCUUGCUGCCUUUUUCGCUGCAGAUGAGCUGAAAGGUGACAACAUGUACAGCUGUGAAAGAUGUAAAAAGUUGCGGAACGGAGUGAAGUAUUGUAAAGUGCUCCAGCUGCCUGAGGUCCUCUGCAUCCACUUAAAGCGUUUCCGGCAUGAGGUCAUGUACUCCUUCAAAAUCAACAGCCACGUCUCCUUCCCCCUGGAGGGGCUGGACCUCCGGCCCUUCCUGGCCAAGGAGAGCAUCUCUAAAGUCACCACGUACGAUCUCCUCUCUGUGAUUUGCCACCACGGCACUGCGGGCAGUGGACAUUACAUCGCCUACUGCCAGAACAUGAUCAACGGCCAGUGGUACGAAUUCGACGACCAGUACGUGACCGAAGUGCACGAGACGGUCGUGCAGAAUGCCGAGGCUUACGUCUUGUUUUAUCGAAAAAGCAGCGAGGAGGCCAUCCGGGAGCGCCAGAAAGUCGUCUCCUCAGCCACCAUGAAGGAGCCCGGCCUGCUGCAGUUUUACAUCUCCCGGGAAUGGCUGAACAAGUUCAACACCUUCGCGGAGCCGGGCCCAAUCACCAACCACACCUUCCUCUGUUCCCAUGGAGGGAUUCCACCCAACAAGUACCAUUAUAUUGAUGAUCUCGUGGUGAUUCUUCCCCAGAACGUUUGGGAAUACCUGUAUAACAGGUUUGGGGGCGGCCCAGCUGUGAAUCACCUCUACGUCUGUUCGGUGUGCCAGGUGGAGAUCGAAGCCCUGGCCAAGCGGAGGAAGAUGGAGAUCGAUACAUUCAUCAAGCUGAACAAAGCCUUCCAGGCGGAGGAGUGCCCGGUGGUCAUCUUCUGCAUCAGCAUGCAGUGGUUCCGCGAGUGGGAGGCCUUCGUCAAGGGGAAGGACAACGAGCCCCCGGGUCCAAUCGACAACAUUAAGAUUGCCGUGGCCAAAGGAAGCGGCUACAUGCAGGUCAAGCAGGGAGCCGAUUAUGGGCAGAUCUCCGAGGAGACCUGGAUCUACUUGAGCACGCUCUACGGCGGGGGCCCCGAGAUCGCCAUUCGGCAAAACGUGGCACAGGUCCAGGAGGUGGAAAACCUCCACGGGGAGCAGAAGAUAGAGGCUGAGACCAGAGCCGUUUAAACAAACAUCAUGUUCAGGCUGACUUCCCUUUCAACCUCCUCUUGCAUUUCGGAGCUCAGCACUCAUCCAGCCGCCGCCCUGCCCCGUCCCUGGCGAGUCACACCACAGCUAGUCGCAACCAGUCUUAAUUUGACGCUCCGUCGCUCCUCCCGUGCAGCUUUGCAGGGGGCAGAGAGCAUCUCGCAAGCCUGUUUUCGUCCAAGAUCAGCCAGUCCCGGCCAAGGAAGAGCACCUUCAGGAAAGCUGUUUUGGGAACGGUUUGCUUCUUUCUCAUCCCAUCAUCUGCAGACGCCGGGAAAGACUUCUUCGGAGAGGUUUCAGAUGUCCUUGGACAGAGCCAGUCACACCAUUCCCAUCCGUCACCUUGCUGGCCUUUUGUAACUGUGACUUUAGCUGUUCCGGAAGUACCAAGGGAAUCCCAGAAAUGUUCCGAAGAAGUAAGGGACCACUCUACAUCUUGGGGCUAGAAGUGGGAAUGCGCUCAGCCUGAGCAUGUCCCUCGGCCGGAAGGAUCGAGCGGGGAAGCGGGACCCCCGUCCUCUGUGCGUCAGGGCUGACGUUCACCCCAAUUCAGUGGAAACAUUCCUUUGUGGACUCGUUACUUUCUCGCGGGGGCGAUGCGUCGGGCAAGAUGGAGCUAACCACCCCACUCGGGGCGUGAGCCGAGAGCUGGUCUCUCGCACGUCUCUGCUUUCCGCUUGGACGGACCCCCGGUGGCUAGUUCUCGAGAGCAGGGAGGGGAGCACCGUGCCAGUGAUUCAUCGCUCAGCGCCUUUCUUCCUAGACCCAGACCCCCACACACACAUCCACACAGCCUCACUCGCCCCGGGUUGGAAUGGCAUCGCCCUAAACAAGCCAAUUCAUUUUUCUGGGCAAAGGGUGGUAGCAGAGGGCAGCGGGGGGGUGGGGGACCAAGACGCAUAAUGAAAUGGGGUCUCGCGAGAACCUGCUUGGGAAGACGAGGCGUCGAUUGCCAAGGCUGAAUUGGGUCGCCGAGCGAGGGAGCUCCCCGCCAGGCUGCCUGGCUCCACUUGUAGCUGUGGAGAAGCCUCGUUGGGCACGACCCGUCCUUGCUGUUUCUCACCUACCGCAGUACUUCUGGGGCGGCCUCCUUCAUCGUCCUGCGUGCCCCCACUCCUCCCAUUUGCAGAGACCGAGCACUCGGACGCUUCAUCCUGGUGCCCAAGAUUUUUUUUCUUUCCCGCCGAGAGCAUCAGCCAAUAAAAGUCGCUCACAUUCAAAA